ACUGUAGCUUUAGCCGAUAUUUCUCUAAUAGAUUUGAUAAACAGCGCUAUGGCCAGGCUACCGUGUUACCCUGCCCUGUGGGGAUUGGUUGGCAUUGCUCAUUGUUUUCCAAGUUUGAGCAUGAGUGAAAACAAAGCAGACAUAAACCACAACCACCUCCUCCUCAACACGAGGAAAAUAAUAAUAAUAAUAAUGCCACCUCCUCUUCAUUGACGUUAUCAGUCAGUUGGUCAAGAACAUGCGUAAUUAGUCAUGCCUGAAUGGACACCCGGUUGUAUCUGUUGGGGAGAACGUCCGUGGAAUUAAUUACCACAAGUGAAUGAGGCGCUUACUCACCUAAUGACAGUCCACUGACAAUUUACCACCACAGACCACAAUGUUGGUUUGGCCCCUGCUAUGAUUAGUUUACUAUCAGCCGCUCCUUUUUACCAACAGUUGGGUUAUUUUAUUUCUGUUUUUUAUGAUUUAUUCUGCAUCCAGGUCUGCAGGAAUCAAUAACUGUGCACCUCACAAGCACAGACUGCUGCAGUGAAUAAAAUGGUACACGUGCACUGCAUCUUUAUAACACUGCACACUUUCUGAGAACAGGCUGCGCAGUGCAUGCGCUUCAAUGUACUGAAAAUUUUGCUUAAAAAACUAAUUUCCCUUCAUCGUCAUCCAUCCGUGUUGUUUUGAUUUGAUGCAAAUAUGCAAACGCCGUCACUUGACUAGGGCGUCGUCAGCUUCCAGGACUGUGGGCUAUAUAUAGUCUGAAAGUAAAGGCACUGGACAUGGAUGCUGAACGAAUCUCAGCUUACGUCGCCAGCUGUGUGCUGCUGCUGUCCCUGAGCUGGCGCACAUCCGAAGCUCUCCCGGUGCCCGCACCGAGCCCGGGGACCGGCGGUCAGUGCGCCGACUUCUACAAGAUGCUCCUGCUGAACAUCUCAAAAGCUCUGGACAGCAUUUAUUUGAGUGAUGGUAUCCAAUCGGAAAAAAUUGAGAUGAGGAAUACUGGGGAGACCGUACUGGCCUGUGCACCCACUCUGACUCAGAACUUAGGUUGCGUGACACAAAGAAAUUCUUCCUUCAGUGAGACUGAAUGUCUGAAGAACAUAAAGAAGGACCUGCUCUACUAUCAUGAAGCGAUUGCAUCUUACCUCACAGGUCCUCUCAAAAAUGGUCCAGAGGAAAUUAGACUUCUGAGCCCAAUCGUGGAAAUCACAAAGAAUCUCACAGAGAACUGCUUUCCGCAGCUGGACGUAGAGAACCUGCCCUCAAAGGAUGCCAAAGUGUGGGGCACUUUGGCAAUCCAGUCCUACAACAACCGGCUGGAGAUGAAUAAGAUGAUGAAAGGCUUCCACAUCAGAGCCAUCACUAUCAACCGAGCCAUUGGCUACAUCUCCUCGGGAGACCACAGGAAGUAAACGUCCUGCAACCUCUUCAACUUCAGCCUCAUCAAAUAAUAGCACAACAAAUAUCAAAUCUCUAUUAUCACAUCAGAACAAGCUGUCCUAAUUAGUCACUACCAUCUCUUUCAACUACUGACCAAGUUCUACAAUGUACCUGCUGCACAACUGUCUGCACUGAAGGAAGUUUACUCAGGCAUAAGCUCGCUGGUUCAACUCCAGUAUCUUCAUUCAGUAAGUGCUGAAGAAUGUUCAAAUUAUCGUUACGCUUAGGCGUGAGUUAUAAUGAUUUUAUUUAUUUAUUUAUUGCAUCUAUUUAUUUAUUUGA
Messenger RNA from Maylandia zebra (zebra mbuna), 1713 nucleotides. The record is from RefSeq and is a predicted model, not a curated record. Lineage: Eukaryota; Metazoa; Chordata; Actinopteri; Cichliformes; Cichlidae.